Salmo salar (Atlantic salmon) is the source of this 2251-nucleotide messenger RNA. Lineage: Eukaryota; Metazoa; Chordata; Actinopteri; Salmoniformes; Salmonidae. The record is from RefSeq and is a predicted model, not a curated record.
AGUGUCCCAGAUUUACGUUCACUAUGUUAUGUCUAGUCUAUGUGACCAGUCUGGAUGUCUAAACCACUUUUCAUUUCCUCGGUGUCUGCUAACUCACUGAGUUCUCUUAAAGUCGCAUUGCCAUUGCUCGAUUUACUAGGUAUUGCUCUGACUGACGCUUUCUGUAAUCUGUUCCCCUUUCUACUCCGCCUUCGCCUCUGUCCUGCCAAAUGGUCUCGUCUCCCGCGGGACACACCUAUAUCAUCACUGGGAUUACACCGGCCGCGUGCCGCCUCCCCUUCCCCGCCACUACUCCUCUCAUGCCCCGAUCUCACUCCCCGAAUAGACUUUCCGUGAUACUAGGAAUUGCUGUUUUUCUGAACUACUAUACGUGACAAAUUAACAUAGAUUCUCGGACAAAGAAAAGUGAUAUACAGAAGAAAGGAACGAAGACAAUGGGAACUAAUGGACAAUGGCAAUACAAGUUCAACUGAGUUCUGCGUGUAAAAUAAGCCUAUUUUACAAUUUUCUCAUAGAAGCAUUGUAGGCAUAGCUGUAGAAACAUACUAAGUAAUAAAAAAAAGAGGCAAACCUGCAAAAAUCCUAUUUUGCCAAACACCUGUCAUGAUUUCAGAGAAUUGAACAAACUGGACAUACCCAGCGCGCAUUCGCUCGUUUUGGCUACAUGAUACAAUUUUUGCAGAGCAAACCAUUCCCCUCCGCCAGCAUUCUAACCGAUGUGCUCGGCAUGCUCUGCUGAUGCCCGCAGGAAUUAUCGCAGGAGUUGUUGCCGUUCCCCAAACCCUUCUCAAACGAACGGAUUACAGACAGUACCAGCUAGAGAUCCUCGGUAACGGUGCCUGACUUUUGCUGGCCGGGUAGCUGCGCGGGACGAGAGAUGAGUUCCCUCCUCUCUACACUAGUCAUGUUAUCUGUCCAGGCUUUACUGGUGGUCUGCAGCCCCCUGCAGGUCUUAGCUGAUGACCAUGUUAAUUUCAGCGUAUACGUGGAGAAUCAGACACGGGGUCGAGACGCCAUGAGUCGCCGGCAGCACAGAGUGUACCAGCUGUACAGCAGGACAAGUGGCAAACACGUGCAGGUGAUGGGGAGGAGAAUCAGUGCCAAGGGAGACGAUGGGGAUAAAUAUGCCCAGCUUGUUGUGGAGGCUGAUACUUUUGGAAGUCAGGUGAGAAUCCGUGGUAAAGAGACCAACUUCUACCUGUGCAUGAACCGUCGAGGCAAGCUUGUGGGGAAGAAGGCUAGUAAUCGCAGUGCAGACUGUGUCUUCGUUGAGAUGGUGUUGGAGAACCACUACACAGCUCUGAUGUCAGCACGCUAUACGGGCUGGUACGUGGGCUUCACCAAGAGGGGGCGCCCCAGGAGAGGCCCUCAGACACUGCCCAACCAGCAGGACGUUCACUUCAUGAAGCGCCUGCCCCCCGGGGAGCAACCCGACCUGCAGCCCUUCCGCUUCACCACGGUCAGCAAGAGAAGCAAGAAAGUGAGAGGGACCCGACCCACAGCCACUACAGCACCUACAUAGUCAAUGCCACACAACAUACCCAAAUGACUCGACAACUGUCCUUCCCUGGGUGAAUUGAAUGUAAGGAGUUUGCUGGGCUGAACCCAGGUAAAGACCUAACUAAGUGGUGCAUAGUAGAGUAUGUGCAUCAAAAGACUUGGAGCUAAACAAUCUGACCACAUCAGGGAAGAUGUUUUCCUUGCCCUUUUCUUCCCCAUUCCAGAGACAGUGUUGUCUCAAAGACUGUCGAAUUACAAUGUACAGUGCCAACCAUUCUAGUUAGGCCACAAAGACAGCUAAACUCAGUGUUUGUUUCCAGAGGCACUAAAGUUGCGCUACCAAAGACAACUGAACCAUAGCGUUCAAUACCAAAUAUUCGUGUUUUCAACAUCCCAAAGACAACUGGUCAACUGUUCAGUACCAAACACCUGAACCACCAAAGGCGACUGUAACGUGUACCCAAGAGGGACAGUCAAGAUUUCUUAAUGCAUUAUUUGUAUGUUUGUCUUCAUAUGACUUAGGAGCUACUGUUCCUGCCUAUUCACUCAAUACAGAAAGCUGCUGUAACAUAGUAAGUACACUAUCUUCAGUCUGUCUCAUAUGGAAAUAUUUAAGGAGAAUUGUUGAAACUAUAUGCAUUUUAUUACCAUUGUUAUUAUUACAAUUAUUUAUUUAACUUGAUGGGAUGAUAGCUGUUUUAGACCAAUGGCAUUGCCAAAUAGAAUACAAAACAUAUGGUCCUAAAUGUUA